GUUAAUAUUACGAAAAGGCGCGAAACACAAAUCAUCUAAUACAAGAUCAAGAUGACAGAUUGCUUUGAAUUUCUCGAGAAACUUGCAGUUGAAAAGGAGAAUCGCGAGGGAAACAGAAACGACCUGUUUCAAAAAUGGAUUCAACUGAAGUCGGUCAGAGAUAAACUCUUGACAAAACUUGAUCACCUAGACAGAACAGAGAAUGACUUGGACAAAGAGAUAGAAACAGAGCUAAAGGAUCAGGGAAUUGAAUCCCAAGGUGUGCAUAAUCAAGAGAUUCGGGAGAGACAUCAGUAUUUACAAGACCUUCUCAGUGUAUACAGAAUCACUGGUACACAUGUAUGUCAUGAGGAUAAACAUCAGUUCACAGUGUGUUUGGAUGCUGCAUACUAUGAUACUGUUGUGGACUCUUAUCUGAUAGAGUUCAAAGCCAGAGAGAAUAGUUACAUCAUAAACCGACACUCUCUACCAGAAUUUAUUCCUACACUUCAGCUGGAAAAAGAACACCUACCCCAUGGAGAUUUAUCUACAUUUCUGUCUGUCAUAAAAAACUACUUACAGGAUUUUGUUUUCAAAAAAGAGGAGGUAGAGAAAGUUAAGAAAUUUGCAACUGAAAAUGGUUUAUCUUGUUCUGCGCAAUACACAUCAAGCUACGAUUUUGUUGAAGUUGAAUUGGAAGAUCCUAAUCAAGUGUACAGAAUAAAACUAGUGUAUGGAUUAAUGAAUGUGCUACCAGAAAAAGUCCAAAUAGAGGAAGAUUCAGAGACACAGCAGGACAUCAAGCAGUGGAAGAGUGUACUUUUGUCAAAACCACUUUAUGAUUCAUUUUCACAGAUUGUGAAAGAUAUACUGGAUUAAUUAUAGUCUGUCCCAAGAUAUUUCUGCUGCACAUUUGGUUGAUUUUUAAUAGAAAUACACAUACCUGUGAAAGAAGUGCAACGGAAAUUGAUGAAAGGAAAAAUUCCAAGAUAACUUCAUUCACAGAUUAUCAUUUUCCCUCGUAAAAAUUCACAGGAUUGAAAACAGUUUUCUAACAGAGAUUCAUUAUGGGGAAUGUUGACAUCUUUUCUCCAUUCAGAAGUCACUCGGAAUACCUCGCACAAUUUUUCAAAGUUAUCAUUCAGGCUUCAUUAUGGCUGAUGCAAUGCAAAAUCCCCGUAGACUUUCUGUUUUUAGACGUGUAUUGAAACCUGACAAGCUAGAGGGGGCAUUUCAAAAGGGAAAUCUUGGGAUUUUUUCAUACUACUGAAUGAACAUCGUCUGAAUCAAGAGGUAUUUAUAGAUAUCGAUUAAUUUAAUAUGCAGCAAAAAUAUUUUUGGACAGACUUUAAAAGGAAUUCUAUAUUGUUAAUGGAUUAAACAAAAGUGAUAAACUUUGGUUUUAAAAAAAUUAUUAUGUAAUUAACGUGUAUUAAAUCUUUAAUUCUACUUAUUGUGUACAAAAUUAUUUAAUAGUUACUGCUAUUUGAAGACUUUAGAAUAAAUAUGAAAAAAUGGA
Messenger RNA from Magallana angulata, 1498 nucleotides. RefSeq names its product centromere protein O-like. Gene Ontology annotation, cellular component: Mis6-Sim4 complex; kinetochore. The record is from RefSeq and is a predicted model, not a curated record. The coding region runs from base 52 to 858 and encodes 268 amino acids. NCBI's taxonomy places the organism in Eukaryota, Metazoa, Mollusca, Bivalvia, Ostreida, Ostreidae. The transcript is spliced from 6 exons.